Messenger RNA from Labrus mixtus (cuckoo wrasse), 2073 nucleotides. Its product is annotated as ovostatin homolog. NCBI's taxonomy places the organism in Eukaryota, Metazoa, Chordata, Actinopteri, Labriformes, Labridae. The coding region runs from base 10 to 2058 and encodes 682 amino acids. The transcript is spliced from 17 exons. Gene Ontology annotation, molecular function: endopeptidase inhibitor activity. The record is from RefSeq and is a predicted model, not a curated record.
CACACAGUCAUGGGCCAUCCUGGGAUUCAGAGGUGGACCCUGUUUGUCUGCCUGAGCUGGAUGUUUGUGCAGGCGGUAGCAGAACCGCAGUACCUGGUAGCCAUACCUUCAGAGUUAGAAGCCGGGGCUGAGACCCAAUUCUGUCUGAGUCUCCUGCAGCCCAACAAGCCUCUGCUCAUCACUGUCACGCUGACCUCCGAAGAAGAGGAGACAAUCCUUCUAAACACGACAUCCAGCGUGGAAUUACAUGAAUGCUAUACGUUCCAGACUCCUUUAGUGAAGAAUUAUAAACGUCACAAUUUCAAGGUGAAGGUUGAAGGCGAUGAAUUCCUCUCGGAAGAAGUCAGGAAAGUAUUGGUCAAAGACUAUGGACAGAUGACGUACGUCCAAACAGAUAAACCGCUCUACCUACCUGGACAAACAGUGCAUUUCAGAGUCUUCACCCUGGACCACAAGUUCAGACCUGCUGAUGAGCUGUACAAUACCAUCGAAAUAAUGGAUUCAAGGUAUAACCGGCUCAGGCAGUGGGUGAACACAACGUCUAAUAGAAAAAUAUUGCAGCUGUCUUACUCCUUGAACUCUGAGGCUCGUGAAGGAGAAUGGAAAGUUCAAGUUGGGAUUGGUGAAAGAAAGAUAUAUCACAUAUUCAAGGUGGAGAAAUAUGUUUUGCCAAAAUUUGAUGUAAAAAUAAAAGCGUCCAAUGAAAUAUGCGUUGGACAGGAGGAAAUCGAAGUGGAAGUCUGUGCAAAAUACACUUAUGGACAACCUGUGCCAGGAAGUGUUUCGUUUAAGACGUGCCGACCUCUGAAACCACCCGUUAAACUUGAUAUCACAGAGCUGUGCUACAAGGAGACAAAGAAGACAGAACAGAACGGCUGUGCCAGGUUUAAUUUCGACAUGUCAACCUUCACAAAACUGGACCCAAAGGCAUUGUGGGAUGGUCUGUUAAUCAACGCUGUAGUGAAAGAGGAGGGAACAGGUAUUGAACAAUCACAGGGGAGAAUGAUGGAACUUUCUUAUGUGGUUGGAAAGUUGUUCUUUAUUGACACACCCAGGUUUUAUGAUAAAGGAUCAAUUGUGGAAGGAAAAGUUAAAAUGGUUACCUUCAAAAAUGAACCUGUUCCGGACAUGCCGGUCUAUUUGUUACAUGAUCGGUGGGGGAUACAGAACCUCAUGACUGACAGCAAUGGUAUCGCCCCUUUCACACUAAAUAUGACCAACUUUGAGAACAACAUCCUCCUCAAAGCUAGCCUGAAUGAAGACCCAGAUCAAUACAGUCGCUUCAAAGGUCCACGCUAUGAGAUUGGAAAUCACCAACUUUCCUUGGCGUUGCCGUCUUCUCCUGAUACUAAAUCAUCCAGCUCUCUGAAGGUGAAGACAAAGAACGACAAGCUUCCCUGUGACAAAGAGGACUACUUUUCCAUCCUCUACACUUUUGUGGGAGAUACCCGAAGUGUAGUGGAUGUGAUGUAUCUGGUGUUAUCCAGAGGAAACAUUGCCAUGCAAGGACAUCAAAAGGUGGAAGUGCAAAAUGAACCCGUGACUGAUGGGAAGAUCAUCUUUACAUUGAAAGUGACUCCAGAUUUAGCACCAGAGUUCCAGGUUGUAGCUUACGCUGUCCUCCCCAAUGAGAUUGUUAUCGCCAACAGUGCUAUCUUCCAAACCGAGAAAUGCUUCAGCCACAAGGUAUCCUUGGCGUUUUCUCCAACCUCAGCAAUACCAGGAGAGGGAACCACCCUUCAGGUGUCGGCCAAUCCGGGCUCUCUGUGUGGUGUGAGCGCUGUUGACCAGAGCGUCCUUAUCGAUGAGCCAGGGAAGACUCUGGAUGCAGAGAAGAUAUUUAAACUUCUGCCUGAGAAAAAAGACUAUGUUGAUGAUCCUAAACUAUGUAUAAAUGUGAAACGCACGAGAUCUACACACAGACGCCGUAGACGGAGCAGUGAAGAUGGUGGUCAUGAAGUUUUUGUGAAAUUGGGGCUGAAGAUUGUAACAAAUAUGUUUACCAGGAUGCCUUCAUGUUUGAACUUCAAGGGGAAAAUAUACAGCGAAGGAGGUUGAGAUGGCUUUUUUUAU